Messenger RNA from Rotaria socialis, 972 nucleotides. The record is from the annotation of a GenBank genome assembly. Lineage: Eukaryota; Metazoa; Rotifera; Eurotatoria; Philodinida; Philodinidae.
AUGUCAUUCUCGUCGUUUCCCAUUAUCGAUCUUAAAGCAGACCGAUCGACAAUUGUUCAAUCUCUCUUGAAUGCCUGCUCAACGACAGGUUUUUUCUAUCUUCGAAAUCACAAUCUUCACGGUGCCCAAGAACGCAUGUUCUCUCUUGCUGAAGCAUAUUUUCGUUUGCCUCUCGCUAUCAAAGAGCAACAUUUAAUAACACCUGAAGAUCGGGGUUACAUUCGAGUUGGCCAAGAAAAUCUCGAUUCGGCCAACAUUAAACAAAUCGAUGAAAAGGAAGCAUUCAAUAUUUAUACGUCGGACAAAUCGGACCAACUACCAGUUCUCUUUGCUCAACCGAAUAAUUACAAAUUAAUUUCAGACUUUCAACGAGCCUGCUAUGAUUUGUGUAUGGAACUGUUGAUGUAUCUUGCCGACAGUUUUGAGAUUGAUCGAGAUUAUUUUACCUCAAGACACAAGUGGGGACCUGACUCGGCCGACAAACUUCGGCUUCUUCACUAUCCUGCCACGCAGAAAAAGAUUGCCAACGCCGAACACCAAUCGAUUCGAGCUGGCGCCCAUUCGGACUAUGGAUCGAUUACGCUUCUCUUUCAACACAAUCAGAAAGGUGGCCUCGAAGUACUCGAUCGUUUGACGAACAUCUGGCAUCCCAUUGAGCCUUAUGAAGAUAUGAUCGUUGUUAAUUUUGGCGAUAUCUUCGAAUAUUGGUCAAAUGGGUUCAUCAAAAGCGCGGUUCAUCGUGUCGUUAUGCCUGUUGAGCAUUUGACCGGCAGCAAUGAGCGUUUUUCCAUCGCUUAUUUUGGUUUUCCCAAUCAUACAACAUUGCUGAGUCCCAUUCUGUCAAAAGUUAUUGCUGAUCGUGCGUUCGAAAAAGAUGAACAUGCCAAACACGUACUCGUUCAUAACAAUGAACGAAUAAUCACCGCCGGCGAACAUCUUCGUAUGCGACUGAACAAGACCUAUAAAUAUUGA